AUGAAUUUUUCUAAUGAAGGUAAUAAUAUUAAAGAUAGUAAUAACUCAAAAUUAAGAAAUAACAUUGAAAAUAAUUUUAUUUUUAAAACAAUGGGUUACAAUAACACUAGUGAUAAUAACGAGAAAGAUAGCAUGCUAAAUGAAAAAAAGGGGAUAAACGACCUAAAUUUCAAUAUAAAAAUGGAUAACCUUAAAACUUCUAAUAAGAAAAAUGUUUUUUUACAUAAUUCAGAUCAUUUUAACAAUUACAAAAAAUUUUCUGGUGAUUUUAAAAAUAGUAAAAAUAUAUACUUGGAUGUUCCUUAUACUGAUUUAAACGAAAAUAUAAAAGAUACGUAUUACACUCAUGAUAAUAUUAAAAAUAAUGAAUUAGAUACUGUAAAAAAUUUUAAAGAAAAACAUAAUAAUAAUAAUAAUAAUAAUAAUAAUAAUAAUAAUAAUAAUAAUAAUAAUAAUAAUAAUAAUAAUAUAAAUUAUAAAAACAAUGAAAAAAAAACAAACAAUAAAAACAAUGAUAAUAACUUAAAUGAUAUAAAUAUUUUUAUAGAUUAUAAAAAAAAUAUUAAUAAAAUGAAUGACAAUUCAAAGGAAGAAAAUUGUAAUAGUAUUAAAUUAAAUAGUGAAAAAGAUUAUGAAAAUGAAUUAAAAAAUUUACCCAAUGAUUUAAUUAAUCAAAAUAUUUCUAUAUCUUAUAUUAAAAAUAAUAAAUAUCAAUGCAAUAAAAUAAAUAGUGUUAAUAAUAAAAAUAAAUUAAAUAAUAAUAGUAAUGAAGAUUCAUCAGAUCAAAUAAUAGAAAAGAAAAAUAAUUCUUAUGAAUUUGAAUUAAUGAAUGAUAAAAUUAAUAAUAACUAUAUAGAAAUGGAAAAUAAAAAAAAUGAAUACUUUCGUAAAGAAAUAGAUUUAAUAAAUCAUAAAAAUAAAGAAGGAAUUUUAAAAAAAGAAACAAAUUCAAAUAAAAUAAAAGUUUUACAGGAAGAAAAUAAUUAUGAAAAGAUAAGUAAUCAUGAAAAAGAAUAUAAUACUAAAGAAAAAAACAACACACAAAAUAUAAAUAACAUAGAAAAAAUAAAAAGCUCAAAAGACUUAAAAAAAAAAAAUUAUAAAAUUUCAAAUGAAAAUAUAAUCCAAUAUAAUGCAUAUAAUAAUGUAAAUGAAGAAAAUUUUGAAAAGAAAAAUCUUAAUAUAAGUAACUAUGAAAAAAAUAAUUUUUAUCAUUUAAAUACAAAAUUAGAAAUUGAAAAUAAUAUGAAGAAUAAAAAAAUUAUCUUAAAUGAUAUUAGCAAUAUGGAAGUAUUAAAAAAAAAAGACAAUUUAUUUGUAUCUUCUUACAGUGAAAUUAAUAGAAGUAGUAAUAUUAAUGAUAGUGGUGAUAUAAAUAAUUAUAACAACAACAAUAAUAAUAGUAGUAGUGAUAGUAAUAUUAAUGAUCAUUAUAUAAAUAAAAAUAAUGAGGAAGUUUAUGAUAGAUGUGAUGAUAAUAACAAAAAUAAUAAUGAUAAAAGUAUUAACAAAAUGAAGAAAAAUUCAGAUUUAUUAUAUGAUGCAAUAAAUGUUAUGACAAAAAAUGAUAUUAAUUCAUCAAAUAGUAUCAUUAUUAAAGAAAAGGAUCAAAAUGAAAAAGAAAAAGUUGAAGUGAAAAAAAAUGAUGAAACAAGUGAAUACAAUGAACAUUUAAAGGGGUAUUUUAAUGGUGAUAAUCAUUUAGCUAAUGAAGAAAUUUUCGCAAAUCAAAAUAUAAUUAAUUUAAAUACUGAAAAACUAAUGGAGAUAAAAAAUGGGGUAUCAAUAGAAAAAAAUAUAUAUAUGAACAAAAAUUUUAAUAACAUUUUCGACGAGAGAAAAGGAUUAGAAGAAUUUAAUUUUAUUGAGAAAAAAAAUAUGAAUAAUUUUUUACAAUUGAAAAAUUUAGGAAUUAAUACUAAUAACAAAAAUUAUGAUGGAACAACAAUAUUAUCAAAGGAAAAGAUAAAUAAAAAUAAGUUAAAUUAUAAUAAAAGGAAUGACAAAUUAUUAGAGAAUUUAAAUAUUGGUAUUCCUACUAUUAACUGCAAAAGUCCUUUAAAUGAAAAAUGCAAUUUAAACAAUUUCUGUGGUGACAAUUUCAUUGAAUCAUUAAAAUUAUCAGAAACAAAUAAAGCUAUUAAAAAUAUAGAACAAGAAAAAUUAUUACAAUAUUCUGAAAUAAUAAAUUUAGAAAAUAAUAAUAUUUUAUCUAAAAAUGAGAAUACGUAUGAAUUAAAUCGCAAAAACUCCUUAGAAGAAAUAACAAAUAAUGAGCUAAACGAAUUAUCUGACAAAGUAAAAUUAUCUUUAAGUGAAACUAACAUUUUAUGUGAUGAAAUAAAAAUUUUAAGUUGUAUUGGUAAUGAAAAAAACUCUUUAUUAAUUAGAGAUAAAAUAAAAUCAAAUGAAAGAAAUUCUACAAAUAGAAAAAAAAGAAUAAAUAAUUUAGAGAAAAUUUCAAAUUAUGAUAUAACAGAAAUGAAUGAAGAAAUCACAAAAAGAAAAUUAUCAAAUAAAAAAGAUAUCAAUAAUAUAGAAAAAAGUGUUGAAAAAAUUCUAAAAAACAGAGAUAUAUAUAAGAAAGAAGAAAGAAAAAUGGAUAAAAAAGAAAAAUCGGAUUAUAAUGAAAAAAAAGGAAAAAUUGAAAAAGUAGAAAUAGUGGGUAAAGAAGAAAACAAUAUCAAAAAAUUAAAUAUUAGCAUAGAAAAGUUUUCUGGUUUAACGGAUUUAAAAAAAAAAAAAAAUGAAAAAAGUUUAAUUGAAAAUUCAAAAGAAAGGACAAAAAAAGAAAGGAAAAAUAGAAGCAAAAAUAAAAUUGCAAGCAUAGAAUUUUUAAAAGAAAAUAAUGAAAGAACUAUAUGUAGUAAACAAAAUUUUAAAGAGAAUGUAUUUGAAAAUUGCAUUAUUAAGAACAACAAUCAAUAUGAAACUAAUAACUUGGAUAAUGAAAUUGAUAGUAUAUAUAAAUCAAGUAAAAAUGAUUAUUUUUUAAGGGAAGAAUUAAAUACAAAUUUAUUUAAUCCUCACAUUUUAGGUAAAGAAAUAGAUAGUGUUUUUAAAGGAGAUAACAAAGUAGUUAAAAACAACAAUUUUCUUAUAAAUAAAGAUAGUAUAGAUAUCAAUAGAUGUAAAGAAAAUUAUUUAAAUGUAAGUAUAGAAAAUGAAAAAAAUAAUAUGCCAACUUAUUGUGAAUUUAAUAAUAAUUUUUUAAAGAAUAUUGUAGAAAGUAAUAAUAAAAAUAUAUAUUUAAAUGAAAGAAAUAUGUCUGUAUGUAAAAUAGAUAAUAACUUUACAGAGGUUAACAAAGAAUUAAUAAACUCAAAUUACAUGAAUUUAAAUAACUCUAAUGAAAUAUAUUCUGUUAAUUACAAUAAAAAUAAGAAGAGAAGUGGAAUACCACUAAAUGAAAGAAAAUAUUAUAGGAUAUUAGCAAAACAAAUGGAGAAAAUACAAGGACUAACUUUUGAUCAUAAUCAAAUAAGAUGGAUCGCUUAUUGGAAGAAUGAAAAUAAUAAACAAAUUCAAAAACAUUUUCCUGUGUGUAAAUAUGGCUUUUAUAAGGCUAGACAACUAGCUUUAGAAUUUCGUAAUUCAAAAAUAAAUAAUAAAGAAUAUAAUAUUAUCAAAAAAAAUAAUGAAUUUCCUAAUAAUUUAAUUAGUAAUAAUAAUGAAACAAAAAGAAAAAAACGUAAUACUUCCAAUAAAAAUUCUGUGAAUUGUAGUAUAAAUGAAAACAUCAGUAAUAAGAAUAAUAAUAAUACUUAUAUAAAAAAGAAUUAUGAAAAUAAUAAUGAUAGGAUUAAUAUUAAAAAUAAUAUAAAAGAAAAAAAUAUAGAUUAUUACCUUAGUAAAAAUAAUAUGAAAAUAAACAAUUAUGAAAUGACAUUUGGAACAAAUAAUAAUAAUAAUAAUAAUAAUAAAGAAAAUUACAAAGACAAAAAUAUGGAAUUUAGAAAGAUAGACAAAAAGAUUAAUGCUGAUAUAGAUUUAUUAAAGAAUUCAAAUUAUAGAGAAGAAUUGAAUAAUAAUAAUUUUUAUGAUCAUAAACUUUUUAUACAAAAUUCACCUAAAAAUGAAAAAAUACUUAAUUUAAAUCACAUAAAUAAUUUAAAAUAUGAAAAAAAAAUAUUUAAUAAUAUAGAACAAUCUAAAAAUCAGGAUAAUAUUUCUUGUUUUAAAAACACCUGUAACUCAAUUAAUAAUAAAAAAUCUCUAGGUUUUAUUAAUAAUCAGAUGAAUAAUAAUUUUUAUGAGGUAUAUAAUAUGAAUAACAUUUAUAAUGACGAAAAUUCUAAUAAUUAUAUAGAAUAUAAUGAUGAAAAUAAAUUUGACUAUUUAAAAAGUUACAACAUUAGAAAAAUGAAUUUAAACACUAUUAUUAAUAAUUUAAAUAAUAUGUAUGAAAACAAUCUAGGUAAUUCAGCACUUUAUUAUAAUGAUGACAAUAAAUCAGAUAUAAAUAAAUUUAAUAAAAUAAUGAAAAGUAAAAAUUUAUCUGAUAAUAUUUCCACAUACAAUUUAAAUAACUUUCAAAAUAAAAAGGAAGAUUAUGAUUUAAAUAUUCUAAUUAAAAUGACAGACAACACUAAUAAUGCAAAUAAUUUGAAAUAUGAUAAUUAUUCAAAUAAUAUUAAUCAAUUAUAUGGAAUAAACAUUUUGAAUGAUUCAAAUAGUGCAACACAAUUAGAUAUCAUUAAUAAUGUAAAUAUGCCAAACAUACAUAAUUCUAUGAAUAAUUAUAAUUUUAAUUACUUGAACUAUUUAAAUAACAUGAAUAUAAAAAAUGAUAUUAAUCAUAUAAAUGCUAUAAAAGAUAAUAACAGUGAAUUUCAUAAUAUAACAAAAUUAUAUCAAACUAAUUUAAAAAAUAUCUCAAAUAAGGAUUGGAAUAUAAAAAAUGAAGCUUAUCAUUAUUAUAUUCAGGAGAAAUUAAAAAAUAAUAAUUGCUUAAAUGGGAAAGAAGAAAUAAUAAUUAAAGGCAAUGAAGAAAAUACAGUAAAUAACAAAUUAAGAAGUAUAUAUGAGAAUUCUUAUUUUUUGAAUAAAAAUAACAUGGAUAAUGUUAUUUUAAAAAAUGUUAAUUUGGCAAAUAAAAGAGUGAAAAACAAUGCAAUACUUAAUAUAGAUAAUGUAAAUAACAUUUUUAUGAUAUCAAAUAAUGAUGAUAUGUUGUAUAAUAAUGAAAAUAUAAAAUUAAAUUUAUAUAAAAAUGAAAGAGGAGAAAAAGAUAUAUAUGCUUUAACUAGAGCUUCCACAGCUUCUCACUUUUCUGAGCAUUUAAAUAGUAUAGUAAAAAUGAAAAAAAAUAUUAAUUUUGAAAAUAAUAAAAUAAAUAGUUAUUUAAAUAAUGGGGAAUUUUCAACAAAAGAAAAAACUAAUUUAGAAGAAGUUUAUGAAGAGGAAAAUAUGAAUAAUAAAGAUAUCAAAAAUCAAAACACAAGAAAAGGAAAAAUAUUAGGUAAAAAAAAAAUUGAUUCAAGUGAAAAAUACAAAAAUAUUUCUAAUGAAAUAAAAAAUAUAUUAACUAAUGAAAAAGAAAAAAAAGAAAGAAAAAGUGGAAAAUUAAAAAUAAAUCAUUUAUAUAAUAAAAAUAAUGUAGAUGGUUCUAUUUCUAUUAAAAACAAAGAAAAAGCUACUAAAAGUUUUAGCAAUAUAUUUUCAAAUUGCAGUAGUAAUAUUACAGUAGAAAAUGAUAUAAAUGUAGUAAAUAAUAAUCCUUAUAAUGAUGAUAAUCAUUAUAACUGUAAUAACAUGUAUAAUUCAAUUAACAUUAAUAAUUUUGAUUAUAAAUGUAAUAAUAAUAGAAAUAGUAAUAAAGAAGUAUCCUAUAAAAAAAAAUUAAACAUACUAGAUACUACAUAUAACAUAAAUGAAAGAGAUGAUAAUAAAAUAGUAAAUGAAGAAUUUAAGUUAUACAAUUCUAAAAAUACAAACAUUUUAAAAAAUACUAAUGACAAUGAUGAGCUAAAUACAAGCAUAGAUAAAAGAGGAAGUAAUGAUAUGCAUUAUUUAAAAAAAAAAAAGAAUGGAAAAAGAAAUAAAAGAAAAUAUAUAAUUAAUAUUUUUACGAAUGAGAACAAAAAUACUAAUUUAAAAAGUGGGAUAGAAAAAAAAUUAAAAAAAGAUAAUAACAAUUGUAAUACUGUUGAAAACGAUAAUCCAAGCUCAAUAAAUAGUAAAAAUAAUGAUUUAAUAUUAUUAAAUAAAGAAAAUACUAAUAAUAGUGAUUUAAAUAGAAAAUCUAAAAAUGAAAAAAAAUUAAAAAAAUUUAUUAACAAACAAUCAAAAUUUGGGAAACAUUCUAAUAAAUUAAAUCAUUUUAAAAAAAAUUCUAAUGAAGAAAAUAUAAAUUAUUAUAAUGAAAUAAUGAAAAUGCCUAAAAUGAAAGGUGUGCAUUUUGAUAUUAGACAAAAAAGAUGGUGUGCAUAUGGAUAUAAAAAAAAAGAAUGCUUUUCUGUAUAUAGAUAUGGUUUUUUAAUAGCUAGAGAAUUAGCAGUUAAAAGUAGAUUAAAAGUACAAAAAAGAAAAAAUAAUUUAAAAUUAAAAAAAAGUAAAAAUGAGAUAGAUAUAGAAAAUAAAAAAAAUAAUAUAUCAAUUAAAAAAUAUACAAAAAGAAUAAAUAACAAAUGUCAGAAUAAAAAUGAUGAUAAAUGCAAUAAUAAAUUUGAUAAUAAUGAUAAUAACAACACAAAAAUUGGGGAAAAUUAUGCAUGUGAAAUUAUUAAAUAUGAAAACCAUAUGGAUAAUAAUAUACUUAUAAAAAAUGAAAAUAAUAAAGGAAGUGAAGUUGAUUUAAAUUUUUAUAAAAAUGAAGUAAAUAAUUUAAAUGAAAAAAUUAAUAAUAUAUAUAAUUCAAAUAAUUGUGAUAAUGUUAAUAAUUUAAAUGAUAAGAAUUGUUUUAACUAUAUAAAUGAAUCAAUUAAUACAAAUGCCUUUAUAGAUACAGAUAAUUUUAGUGGUGGAAAUAAUUUUGAUAAUAGAAAAAAUUACUAUGAUAUAAAUAAUUUUACUAAUAUAAAUAAUUUUAAUAAUAUAAAUAAUUUUAGAAACUUAAAUACCUUUAAUAAUACAUACAAUAUAAGUCAAGCUAACAAUUUGAAUGAUAUGAAUAAUUUUAAUAACAUAAAUUACUUAAAUAAAGUGAGUAAUUUUCACGAUUCUAACAACAUUAAUGUAGCAAAUAUUUUUACUAAUAUAGAUAAUUUUAAUGAUGCACAUAAUCUUGUAAAUAAUAAUUUAAUUGACAAAAAUAAAUCAAUUAACACAAAUAAUAUUAUCAAUUUAGACAAUUUUGACAAUAAUAUUGUAAAAAGGGAUUAUGAAGAACCUUAUUUGUCUAAUAAAAAAGUAAAUUUAAAUGAUUUACCACCGUUAAAUAAAUAUACUAAAGAGAAUAGAAUAUUAUAUUUAAGAAAAAAAUGUAUAAUUGAUAAUAGAAAUAAUGAUAAAUUAAAUAGUUUCAAAAGUGAAGUAAUUAAUACAGAAAUUUACUAUAAUGUUCAUGAUAAAGAACAAAAAAAAAAUAAUUCUAAAAAUUUUAUUAUUGAAUCUAAUCUUUUUCCUAAUGAUGAUAGUGUAACCAAAUUUUCAAAAAAUAAUAAAAGUGAUUUGAAAAAAAAUACGUGUGAAAAUAAUGAUAUAAAUGUUCAUAACAAAUUCGUUUAUAAUAAAAAUGAAAAAAGUUGUUCUUCGAGUAGCUUAAAUAUUAUAACUAAUAAAAAUAUUAAAAAAGAAAAUAUAAUUUGUAAAAUUGAAGAGGAAAACCUGAUUGCAGACUAUAAUUUUAAUUUGUCUUUUAAUAUUAGAGAGAAAAUUAAAAAUAUACAUGAUGGUAAUAAUAAUGAUAAUAAUGGUAAUAAUAAUGAUAAUAAUGGUAAUAAUAAUGAUAAUGAUAAUAAUAAUAAUAAUGAUAAUGAUAAUAAUAAUAAUAAUGAUAAUGAUAAUGACAAUAAUAAUAAUGAUAAUGAUAAUAAUAAUGAUAAUAAUGAUAAUAAUGAUAAUAAUGAUAAUAAUAAUAAUAAUGAUAAUAAUGAUAAUAAUAAUAAUGGUAAUAAUAAUAAUGGUAAUAAUAAUGAUAAUAAUAAUAAUAAUAAUAAUGAUAAUGAUAAUAAUAAUAAUAAUGAUAAUGAUAAUAAUAAUAAUAAUGAUAAUAAUGAUAAUAAUGAUAAUAAUGAUAAUAAUAAUAAUAAUGAUAAUAAUGAUAAUAAUAAUAAUGGUAAUAAUAAUAAUGGUAAUAAUAAUAAUAAUAAUAAUAAUAAUAAUAAUGAUAAUGAUAAUGAUAAUGAUAAUGAUAAUGAUAAUAAUAAUGAUAAUAAUAAUGAUAAUAAUAAUGAUAAUGAAAAUGAAAAUGAUAAUGAAAAUGAAAAUGAUAACAAAAAUAAUGAUAAUAAUAACAAAAAUAAUAGUAAUAAUAAUAGUAAUAAUAAUAAUAAUAAUAUAUUAAAUGAGAAAUACUUUUACAAUCUAGAAAACGAGGGAAUACAUAUGGUUGACAAUUCAAAUAUAAGUGAUUUAUCAUACAUGAGUAAUAUUCACAAAAUAGAUAUGCUAAGCAUAAAUGAAUUAUUUGAUAUAAAUAAGAUAUCUCAAUUAAAUAAUAAAUAUACAUUUAAUUAUUAUAAUAAAAAUAGAAUUAUGCAAAAUGAAGAGGAUAUCAAUGAAAAUUAUUUAAUUAAUUAUGAAAAGAAUGAAAAAGAAUUAUAUGAAGGAUAUCUAGGGAUAAAAGAAAAUACUUUUAUUGGUAAUAAGAAUUAUAAUAAUAAUAUAAAUAGAAAACUGGUUAAUAAAAAAAGUUUCUCUAAAAAAGAUGUACACUACUCUUUUAUUAAUAAAAAAGAAAAUAAAAACUUAUAUAAUUCUGUGAAAAUAAAGGAAAACUCAGAGAUGAUAGAACAAAAACAUAUAAAUUUAAAGAAUUGCGAUAAUUAUUCUUUUAUUCAAAAGGUCUAUUUGAAUCCCAAUAAUUUUUUUUUUGAAAAUAAAGAGGAAACAUAUGAUAAAAAUAAUAAAGAGAAUUUUAUUAAUUCUUUUUUAAAUGAUAAAUAUUGUCAUGUUAAUUCAUUUGAAUACGAUAAGAAAAUUAAGUUAGAAAAUUUUAAUAACAGUAAAAAAGAUUUUUCUUACAAUAAUUAUGAUAAUUAUGAAUUAAAGGUAGAUAGAGAUAAUACAAAUGAUGAAAAUUUUUUAAACAAUGAAAAUAUAGAACUAUCAUUUAGAAAUUCACAGAAAUAUUUUAAUGAAGUCAAUAUCAUUCCCAAAAAUAUGAAAAAUAAUACGAAAGAAGAAUUUCUAAAUGAAUGUUUAUCUGAUAAUGUAUUUCUAUUAAGGAAAGAUUAUGAAAAUAAAAUGGGUAGUAAAAUAAAUAAUUUAAGUAAUUUAAAAAUAAAUAACUAUUCUUCUUAUACAAAUGGUAAUAAACAAGUUAUCAAUAACUUUCCAUUUGAAAAUUUUGAAGAAUUAAAUGAAAAUAAUAAUUAUGUAAAUAACUCUAAUUGUCAUUCACUAAAUAGAGAAUACAAAAAUGAUAACAAGAGAAACGUAAGAUUUAACAAAAACAAACCACGUGAAAAAAAUGAUAAUAAUUUUAGAGGUAUUAGAAAUGAUGAAAAAAAAGAUGACAUCGAAGAAAUUGAAAAUUUAUGUAAUCAGAACAUUAACGAAUAUAAAAUAAACGAAAAGAGUGAUACUUUUAAUAAAAACAGUAAUACUAUUAUAAUUAAUAACGGGUUAAGUAAAUCUUAUAUGGAUUUUAAUGAAAAUGAGAAUAUAUUAAAUCACAAUGGAAUAGAUCAAGUAAAAUUAAAUUGUUACAAUUAUGAAGAAAUAGAAAACGAUAUAAAUUAUACAUAUAGUAACGAAAAAUUUAAAAUAAAAUCUCAUAAUGAUAACUUGAAUGAUAAAGAUGAAUUUGAAAAUAUUCUUAAGGUAAAACAUAUAGGUUCCCUUUCUAGUGAUGUAAAAAGUAAUAAAGAAAAUGUUUUAAGUUAUAAUAAUUUUAAUACAUAUAAUUAUGAAUAUAUAAAUAACAACAAAAAUAAUUUAAUUUAUAAAAAUAGUUAUAUAGAUGAAAAAGAAAAUUUUAUAAAUGACAAUAAGUUUUUAAAUAACUUAAAUGAUAAGAACACUAAUAAUUAUGAACUAGUUAAUUUGCAAAAUAAUCAUUGUUCUUAUAAAAAUGAAUAUUGCAACGAAGGAUAUUUUUCAUCCCUAUAUUUAAAUAAUUAUAAUAAUUAUGAAAAAAAUAAUAAUUUAGUAGAUAAUACUCAUUUUUCAUUUUUAGAAUAUAAAAUCUAUAAUCCUAAUGAGAAAAACAUAAUUAAUUAUGAUUUAAAUGAAAAUAAUACAAUCAUUAAUGAUACAACUGAAAAUUCUAUAAUGAAAAAUGAAAUAAAUGAAAAAAAUAUGAACAUUUCAAAUAAUUACAACAAAUUAAUAGAAAAAAAAAAUUUCAGUUAUUAUAAUUAUCAGAGAAAUAAUAAGGAUGAUGAGAUAUAUGUAGACAUAAAAGAUGAAAAUAUAAAAGGUGAAUAUAUUAAAGAUGGUGGCAUGAAAAAUAAAAAUUUGGAUAUAAAUCCUAAUAUUUUAGAUAAAAAAGAAUUAAAUUAUUUUACAGAAGGAGAAAAAUUUAAUAGAGAUAAUGGAAAUGAUGUAAAUAAUAUAAUAAAUAGUGUAAAUGUUGAUUGUUUUAAUUUUAUAAUAAAAUCUCAUAUAUCUAAUAAAGAUAAUUUAAUUAAUUGUGUAUCUAAUAAAGAUUCAGUGGAUAAUUGUAUAAAUAAUAUUAAUGAUGACAAGAAAGAUCUUCAAAUUAUUCAUUAUAAUGAAGAAGAAAAAAGGAAAAUAAAUGAAAAUAUAUAUUCGGAUAAUAUAUAUCAUGAGAGCAUCAAUAAGUUUAUAAAAAAUACAGAUACAAAAAAAUUUGAGAAUUACAUACACAAAAAUAAAAAUAUAGAAAAAAAAGAAGUAAAGAAAAAAGUGCAUAUUUAUAAAAAUAAUAAAUACAAGAAAAUACUAAAUAAUGUAAAUUUAUUGAAAAAAUUCAGUGAUAAUUUUACUUAUAAAUUCAUAGAAGUAGGUAUCUUUUGUAAAUCAUUUAAUAGUUUUUACCAGUGCGAUGAAAUAAUGAAUCGAUAUCAUUUAAAUAUUUUUAAUAUAGUUCAUAACAUCAACACAAAUACAUUUUUCAAUUUUAAUUAUCCUAAUAAUGGGGAUAAUAUUCCAAUGAAAUCAUAUUAUGAAUAUAUUUGCUUAACAUUACAUGAUUUGAAUGUAAACAACUUAAAAAAUAUAGCUGAAAGUGUAAAUUUCAGAAAAUUAAUCUAUAAAUAUUUAAUUUUAGAUUUAUUAAAAAAUGUAAAUAUUGAUUUAUCGGAUUUAUCAUUAUCUAACGGGAGUAAAAAGAAAAAAUUUAUGACAAAUAUAAAUAACGAUUUAAGAACUAUGUUUAACCAAGAUAAAUUAGAUAAAAAUAUUGAUUUAUUAAAAAAUGUAGAAAAAUACCACUUAGAUGCAAUAAACAAUAUUUAUAAAUUAGAAUCUAUGCAACUAUAUAUGGAUAUUUUUGUAAUAUGUAUAAUAAAAAAUACCAUUUCAAGUAAAUUAUCAUUUAAUGAACGAAUUAUGUUAAUGGGAUCACUUUUAUUAUUUUAUUUCAAAAAUAAUUAA
Messenger RNA from Plasmodium gallinaceum, 11664 nucleotides. It is a transcript of the gene ApiAP2, whose product is annotated as transcription factor with AP2 domain(s), putative. The coding region runs from base 1 to 11664 and encodes 3887 amino acids. Gene Ontology annotation, biological process: regulation of DNA-templated transcription. Gene Ontology annotation, molecular function: DNA-binding transcription factor activity. Lineage: Eukaryota; Apicomplexa; Aconoidasida; Haemosporida; Plasmodiidae. The transcript has 2 exons. The record is from RefSeq and is a predicted model, not a curated record.